AUGGCUCUUGAGAAAACAAGUGUCAAAAGGUCACUCUUUGUUCUGUCUGCUCUUGCUCUGAUCCUGAUUCAACCAGUCUUUGCACCAGCAGCUUUUGCAUCCUUUCAAAAUGCAGCAGCUAAAACUGGAGGUCCUGCAGCUGCUGCAGUUGGGCGACGACUGAUCCAAAGUGAACUAUUAAGCAGUGCUUGGACUGGCUUUUUUGCUGGUUGCUUACACACAUUAUCAGGACCAGAUCAUCUUGCUGCUCUUGCACCCCUUUCAAUUGGCUGUAAUCGCAUGGAAAGUGCUGCAGUUGGUGCACUAUGGGGUUGUGGCCAUGAUGCAGGUCAGGUCAUUUUUGGUUUACUAUUCCUACUGCUAAAAGAUAAGCUUCACAUUGAAAUUCUCAGAACCUGGGGCACAAUAAUAGUAGGCGUGACCCUAUUUGUUAUAGGUAUUAUGGGUAUUAGGGAAGCUUCAGAAGCUCGUACCCCAUGUGUAGUAGCUCUAGAAAAUGGUGAGUGUGAUGUCGGCAUCUAUGAAACACUAGAAAAACCAAUGGUUGUAGAGAAGAAAAAAAAGAUAGGUUUUGCUACUUUUGCCACUGGAGUUGUCCAUGGUCUGCAACCUGAUGCACUUAUGAUAGUUUUGCCUGCCCUGGCCUUACCUUCCCGUGUAGCCGGCGCUGCAUUUCUUCUUAUGUUUUUAGUUGGAACAGUUAUUUCAAUGGGAAGCUAUACUGCUUUUAUAGGCUCGUUUAGCGAGGCAUUGAAAGAUAGAGUGCCUAGAAUAACUGAAAAACUUACUUGGGCUGCUUCUUUUGUAGCCAUUGCUCUUGGACUUGCCAUUAUCAUUAGCCAGUUUCUUGGUUAUAGCCUCUACUGAUCUGAUUCGUUUACCCAAUCCAUUAUCCUUUUUCCCUUCUCAGUCCCUUUCAGUGUCAGAUAUAAAGUUAAGUAUUGAGGAGUAGCCAAAAUUUUCUCCCACGCAAUUUGUCUAUGAGAUUAUCUUUUUCCUGCUUUGGAUCUUGUUUGUACUACGGAUCUCAAAUUGUAUAAAAUGUUUGUCAUGAAAUGAUAUUCUGUCUGUUCCCUCAUUCAAGAAUAGUUAAAGUUUGACAUUGUUCUGUUCAAAAUGGCUAAGAUUUGAUUGAAAUCUGUGACGUCUUUAUUUUGACAUUAUUUUGUGUAACGUCAAAUGUUAGAUUGACAAAUUAGCACUAUUUUCUGUAUAGGUUCGUGUCAUGGACAGGUGUAUUUUGUAUUGAAAAAGUAAUAAAUAGUAAUGUUUGCAAA
Molecule: messenger RNA, 1277 nt
Organism: Benincasa hispida (wax gourd)
Lineage: Eukaryota; Viridiplantae; Streptophyta; Magnoliopsida; Cucurbitales; Cucurbitaceae
Source: RefSeq, a predicted model, not a curated record